CACAACAUUGUCAUAUGCAGCCUUAAUGUAAAAACCACAACCGAUAGAAGUAAAACCGUAACACUUCGUAGAAACUAUCGCAAGGUUGAUUGGAAUAACUUCCACAAUUACUUAAGAAGCACUGAUUGGAGAACUUUCUUUACCUCAAACAAUACCGACACAUUAACCAAUAUAUUUUAUCACAACAUCAAAAGUAUCAUCAACAACAUCGCACCUUUAGAAUACUGUAAACCUACGUUCUCCAAAGAUCUCUAUAUACCGGUCAGUACAAGAAGACGUCUUCAAAGACAUUGUACUCGAUUCCACAACUUAAAUGACUUUUCCUCUUUAGUAACGAUGACAGAAAUACUUGUCCGAACAGAGGCAAUAAGUAAACAAAAAGCAGUAGCACAGGAAAAACGUGCAGUUGAACUUAAUAAUAACUCCUCUGCACUCACCAUACUACUCCAAAAUAAACUUAAACGCUCUAAAUCGAGAGGGAGUAUAUUCAUUAAAGGCAAACAAGUAUACGAAGAUCCCAAACUUAUCACAGAAUUAUUUAGUGAACAUUUUUGUUUCUCACUAACUAACGAAAAACCAUUUAAUGAUUCAGAACCAAUCCCAGUAACUCCCUGUGAAAUUACUAAUGUAGAAUUCAGUGUACAAAAUAUCUCCAAGGCAAUCAGUACAUUGAAACACUCCUACACUGAUGGACCAGAUGGUAUCCCAUCUAGCAUGCUAAAACGUGGAGGUGAUGAUAUGUGUGUUUUGCUUCUCAAACUAUUCGCGAUAUCACUCUCUUCAGCGUGUUACCCUACUGCCUGGAAAACUACACAUAUCAUUCCCAAAAUUAAAACAGGACCUGAAGCAAACGUUGAAAAUUACCGGCCUAUAAACAUAACUUCAGUGGUAUCCAGAGUGAUGGAAAAAGUAGUUAAGGCGGCUGUAGUCCAACAUCUACUAACUAAUAAUCUCAUCUCGACCUCCCAGCAUGGAUUUCUUAGGUCCAGAUCAUGCGAUACAUGCCUAGUAGACUACCUGAAUGAUAUAACUCUGAAACGAGACAGCGGACUCCUUGUAUCAGUCCUAUUCCUAGACUUUAAGAAAGCCUUUGAUAAGGUCCCACACAAAAGGCUACUCGUCAAACUAAAGUCCUUCGGAAUACACAACCCACUGUACUCAUGGUUUGCUUCGUUCUUAACAGAACGUAAACAGAUGGUAAAGUACAAUGACUGUCUCUCGUCCCCUAGACCAAUCACCAGUGGAGUCAUCCAGGGAAGCGUAUUAGGUCCACUUUUGUUUCUUAUGUAUAUAAACGAUAUAUGUAACACCAUAGAAUUUGGGAAACCAUACUUAUAUGCUGAUGAUCUCAAAAUAGUAUACAGCUAUAAGCCUGAGACACUAAGCGAAAGUGUAUCCCAGAUCCAAAAGGACCUCAAUAACUUAACUAUAUGGAGUGAAAAAUGGCAAUUACCAUUUAACCUCAACAAGUGCGGGAUCAUGCACUUUGGAAAGCAUCCCUAUAAACCGCGACUUCACUUAAAUGAAUGUAGAGUCCAAACAUUCGAAUCAGUACACGAUUUAGGAAUUAAUUACACAGGAAGCCUAAACUUUGAAGAACAUGCCUCCUCUAUUAUUUCUAAAUCUAGACGGCUAAUUGGUUUUAUAAUGAAAAACUUUUUCACAACAGAGGGUAAACUUACUCUCUACAAAAUAUGUGUACGACCCUCCCUUGAAUACUGCUCUUUUGUCUUCUCUAAUAUGAAUAUCGCAGACAAGAUAAGAGUAGAAGAUGUUCAAAGACGUUUCACACGUCAACUACUAGGAUGUAACUCGAAUCUCGAUUACACAGAAAGAUGUAAGCAUCUAUCUUUAGAACCUUUAUGGCACCGUAGGCUAAAAAACAAUUUAAUAUUUCUCUACAAAGCGAUAUAUGGGCUCUCCUUUCUAACCUCCUGCCCGACUAUCACCCACGACCCAGCCUAUAGACUUAGAAACAACGCAUAUACACUACUUACCGUAAAACACCAAAAACAAAUGCGUUGUAAGUUUUUUACAGUACGGUACAGUUUAUUGUGGAACAGGCUGCCAAUGCCUAUCCGUAACUGUGAUACGUUUACCAGAUUCAAAAAGCUAAUAACCCUAUUUCUAGACUCCAAAGAGCUUCAACAUUUCCUUGAACUCCCGCCCACCAAUGAGGCACUUUAUUACGGACCGCCUAGUAUCUAGAAAGAACAAAAUUAUAACAAGUUCGACUGUUACUAAUAUGAAUAUAACCAAAUCACAGAAUAUAUGGCUUAUCCUUUCCUAUUAUUCAUUGUUUAU
This is a messenger RNA of Schistosoma mattheei, 2304 nucleotides long. NCBI's taxonomy places the organism in Eukaryota, Metazoa, Platyhelminthes, Trematoda, Strigeidida, Schistosomatidae. The record is from the annotation of a GenBank genome assembly.